Hemibagrus wyckioides is the source of this 2343-nucleotide messenger RNA. RefSeq names its product kelch-like family member 35 (gene klhl35). NCBI's taxonomy places the organism in Eukaryota, Metazoa, Chordata, Actinopteri, Siluriformes, Bagridae. The transcript is spliced from 7 exons. The record is from RefSeq and is a predicted model, not a curated record. Gene Ontology annotation, molecular function: protein binding. Bases 242 to 1996 code for a protein of 584 amino acids.
UUAGAGAUGCUGCAACACAACAAAAAGAGAAAUAAUCACUAGUGGGGUGAAUAUGUCCUGCAGGCACUGUAUAAGCAGGAACAACGGGAAUGUAAACACGAGUUGGCUCAAUCCCUCCCACCAGCUCCUUGUAGGACAUCCCUCCUGACGUGUGGAUAAAGAUUAUAAAGAUGUGCGGCAGUGUUUACAUUCUGCAGCCUGCACAAACCUGAAGGAACACUAAAGAUCUGUCCAAAUUCUGAUGAGUGGCAUCAAUCUCAGACUCGGCUGCAGCAAUUCAAUCAGAUCCCCAUCCAUGGGUUUUGAGGCCGAUGCCAAUCUAGAGACGAGCUUCAGAAUCAGCUCGUACCAACCUGAGCACAUUCUUCAAGAGCUGAAUGUCUUCAGGAAAAGUGCCACCUUCACUGAUGUUGUCCUGCAGGUGGAGGAACAAGAUUUUCCAUGCCACCGUGCCGUGCUAUGUGCUUCCAGUCAAUACUUCCGCACCAUGUUUAUGGGGCAACUGCGUGAGAGUGGUCAGUCCGUGGUGCGGCUCAACGAGGUCUCAGAAGUCGCUCUAGAGCACCUGCUGGACUUCGUUUAUGAGGGCCGGGUUCAGCUCCAGGAAGAGAAUGUGGAGACCGUUUUUCAAGCUGCUGACCUGCUGGAUGUGCCUGCACUGUCCAAGGCCUGUCUGGACUUCCUGGAGAAGUGUGUGUCUCACUUGAACUGCCUGGGUCUGAUGGAAUUCGCCAAGCACUACUCGCUGCAGCCACUGCUGGAACAGUGCCAGAAUCUGCUGUACCAGGACUUUAAGAUUGUAGUCAAGCAGGAUGAGUUCCUUGAGCUGCCAAUGGAGAGAGUAGUGGAGCUUCUGGAUUCUGAAAAGCUACAGGUGCAGGAGGAAGUCUUGGUGGAGGCGGUGUUGUUAUGGGUCCACCACCAGGGCAGCAAGCGGAAAGCAGCGCUAGGAAAGCUACUGGAGAGGCUUCGGCUGCCCUUAUUAGACCCUGUGUUCUUUACCAACAAGCUGGAGGCUGAUGAACUCAUUCAGGAGUCACAUGAAUGCAGAAAGCUGUUACAGGAGGCGAGACUUUAUCGCCUAUAUGGCAGAGAGAUCAGCUCAGACAGAACCAAACCAAGAAGGCAGUCUGGCUGGGCUGAGGUGAUUGUGGUUGUCGCGGGUUGUGACAAAAACAGGAUUUCAAGAUUCGCCCUCACAGAGACACUGGACCCCACCUCUGGGACAUGGCUCACUUCAGUCAGUGUGCCAGGAUAUAAAUAUGAAUUUGCUGUAUGUGAACUUCACAAUGACAUUUAUUUAUCAGGUGGGCAGCUGAACAGCACCCAAGUAUGGCGCUUCAUGGCUCAGCUGAACCAGUGGGUUUCUGUGGGUAGCUUGCUGAAAGGACGAUGGAGACACAAGAUGGCCUCUCUGUGUGGAAAGCUGUAUGCUAUUGGAGGAUAUGAUGGAGAGCAAAGGCUGAGCAGCGUGGAGUGUUAUAGCGUGUUUGAGAAUGUGUGGAAGCCUGUGGCUCCCAUGCUGUUGCCUGUCAGCUCUGCUGCUCUGGCCAGCUGCUCUGGAAAGCUUUAUGUAAUCAGUGGAGCUGUGAGUGAAGACUGCAACACCAGCAUGGUUCAGCGUUAUGACCCUGUGAAGGAUCAGUGGAUGUACAUGAUGUCCUGCCCUUUCUCUCAGAGGUGCUUAAACGCAGUGUCGCUGAACGGCUCUAUCUAUGUAGCCGGAGGCCUGAUGGAUGUGCUGUACUGUUACAAUACCAAGGUCGAGACCUGGAGCAAAGCAGCUGAGCUUCCUAUGAAAUUGGAAAAUUGUGGGCUGGCUGUUUGUGAUGGGAAGGUGUACAUCUUGGGUGGCCGUGAUGAAUUUGAAGCUGCAACUGACCGUACAUGGGCAUUUGACCCACUGAGCGGCCAGCUGACCGAGGAGACGCCCCUAACACACAGCCUGAGCAACCACGGAUGUGUUACUAUCACACAACACCUACAGCACAAAUAAAGUUUUUUUAUUUUCAUUUGAAGCAAGAAAAGUCCUAAGGUCAUCUAUGUUGUUUUGUUUUUUGUUUUUUUGAGAUGAAGUCAUUCUUUUGUCCUUGCUGCUCAACAUCUAGUACAAUCCAUAAACUACUACAAGACAUAAGUAUUACUAAUCCAUUUUAUUCUCUUCAUCAAAUCUGUAUCAAUAGGAACAACUAAAAACUGUGAUCAUAUUAUACUGUGAAACUGUGAAUUUAUGAAGAAUUUAUCUCUCUUCUAUUACCCUCAAGUUAUCAUAUUAUUGUUCUUUGUAAGUGUUAACCUUCUGUUAAUGUGUCAAAGUAUUAUUUUAAGCAUUAUUUUCAUUUG